Molecule: messenger RNA, 474 nt
Organism: Lachancea mirantina
Lineage: Eukaryota; Fungi; Ascomycota; Saccharomycetes; Saccharomycetales; Saccharomycetaceae
Source: the annotation of a GenBank genome assembly
AUGCAGGGUGGAGUUCGACGUAAGAAUGAUCUUCUACCGCGGUACAGGAACCAGGGUGGGUCCUCGAAACGUGGGUUUCUAACGACUCCCAUGAAAAAGAUGAUAAUGUAUGUGAUUGUGCUCUUGAUGGUGUGGAUGGUGGUCAAGACGACGUUUAUGGGCGGUGAAGAGGCGCGCUACGAGUUGGAGACCACUUUGGCGCAAGCUGGUAUUCCAAAAGACGCUCUAGAAGCGCAAAUCGAUGCGUCUGAUGCGAUCAACAAGGUGCCGAAGGAACGGUUCAACAAUGAGGUAGCCAAGCAACAGGAAACCAAAAAUCUCGAGAAUGAGUACAAGUCAGACAAGCUGGACACCAAGAAGGAAAUCGGCAACAGCGUGCGCGCCGUCAAACAACAGGAAGAGGCUGAUGAACCUAUCGACGAACAAGCACGCCGUAUAAACGAAAAGGCUCCUUUCAAGAAAAUUCCAUCGUGA